CAAUCUAGACCCAUGAGCCUGGGGUAUACCUCUAUACUCCAGCACUACAGCAUUGUGCGCAUGGCAAUGAUGCCCGAAAGUUCAGAAACAUCGUAUGUAUGACACCCUCAUCCUUCUGCCUUUUCUGUUUUCUAUUGCACUAGUGGCAGCCCAACAAGGCAACAUCUCAUGUUCUCUUCGCCAUUUUACUCGAUUUGAUCUACAAUAAAAUACAUUGGAUCAUUGCAUCGAAACGCUAAGCAUCUCCUCUUUGUAGCAGUAUUUUUUUUGGGUGGCCACAAUAUAGAAUCCAGCACCGAAAAGUUGUGCUCAUCAAACUCCUCAAUGUUCUGGGACAGUUAGUAUGCUGCAAAUUUUCUACUGUAAAGGCUACCAGGUUUUUUACAGCUAAAAGUUGGUUCUAGUGGUUGGAGCUAUCCUAGCGAUUCGAUCAAGGAUCUGGUUCUCCUACUAAGACAUUCUGAUCUGCGGCUGCAGGUUGCGCAUCAGAAAGACUGAGAGGCUGCACCUGCACAGCUACCAAGAGUGACACCCACUCAUCCACUAUAGAUCUCUGACCAUUGCCUUUCCUGAGCUGUUUCUAGGGGAAUUAGCUUGGCUUCUGCGCUGCCCUGGCCAUGGAGCCGGACAGAGGCCUAAUUGCCUGUGAGGAGCCGCCUCCAGAGCCUACGGACCUGCUCUCGAGCGCGUGGUGCAGCUCGGCUAUCCAAGUUCUUCAGACAGGACCGAAGGAGUGCUCGAUGGCGCUGGUGGAGCAUCCGGUCUUGUCGCUUGAUAAUGAACGGAAAGACCUGUUGUCAAAAAGUAAUCGUAGCUUGGUGGUUGACAACAGCAGUUUCAGCACUGCCCAAUGGAAAUAUGACGAUCUGAAGUCAUGGAUAUGGCUGCAGAAGGCAAUUCAUCCCGAACUGGAUUAUGAUCUCUGCCUCAAGAAGAAAUGGCUCCCGCGCAAGAUGGCGCCAUGGAACGGCAUGUCGCUCAAGAAGUGGGUCAAGGAGCGGAAGCAGAAGCGCAAGGAGGAGGCGCGCCUGCAGCGGGCGGAGGUCCACGCCGCCGUGUCCGUGGCCGGCGUCGCGGCCGCGCUCGCCGCCAUCGCCGCGGAGAGCGCCGCGCCGCCGGGCGCGGCGGGGAUGAGGGAGACGGCGGUGGCGUCCGCGGCCGCGCUCGUGGCGGCGCAGUGCGCCAAGGUGGCCGAGGCCGCCGGCGCCACGCGCGACCAGGUCGCGGCGGCCGUCGCCGCCGCCAGGGCCUCCACGGACGCCAGCAACGUCAUCACGCUCACCGCCGCCGCCGCCACAUCGCUGCGGGGCGCUGCGACGCUGAGAGGACGGCGCAGCAGCAGCGGCGGGCACGGCCAGAGCGAGAGAGGGGACCACGCGGGCUCGGCGCGGUCGUCGCAGGACGACCUCGACUUCGACUUCAACCACGCGAGGUCCCGGGCGGCGCUGGCCAAGGGCGACGAGUUGUUCGUCGCGAUGCCGGACGGGAAAUGGAAGCUCCACGCGGUGUCCGCGGCGACGAACAAGCGCGGCGAGAUCGUGCUCCGGAUCAAGAAGACGAACCUGGUCAUGGCCUUCUCCCACGCGAAAGAAAGCGUGAUCCGCGACGUGCGGCCGUGCGCCCCGGAGAAGCCGAGCCCCGACGACGGCGCGACGUACCCGGUGGAGGUAUCGACGAGCAAGGGCAAGGUGGAGCUCCGCGCCGACGACUACGGCGUGUACAAGAGGUGGGUGGCCACGCUCAGCCACAUGCUCGUGAUGUCCACCGCCGUGGUCUCCGCCAGGCACGACCCGCCACGCCGGGUCUAACCGAUCGGCCCGCCGGCCGCCGGCGCAGGCAUGGACGGGCGAACGGCAUCAUCCUCCGAGUCGACUGCCGCACGUGUAUCUUUGCCGUUGUAUCAGUAUACAGUAUAUUUACCAGCACCUGUCAGAGAUUGGGCCCGCAGUUUCAUUCUCCUGAACUGUACAUCUUCUCUUUUUUUUUCUUUUGGGGGAAACCUGAACUACAUUGUAGUGGGGCACUACCCGUUUGGCGAACGAUUUACCAAUGAAGGAUCAUGGACAACAAA
Messenger RNA from Panicum virgatum (switchgrass), 2071 nucleotides. RefSeq names its product VAN3-binding protein-like. NCBI's taxonomy places the organism in Eukaryota, Viridiplantae, Streptophyta, Magnoliopsida, Poales, Poaceae. The transcript is spliced from 8 exons. The record is from RefSeq and is a predicted model, not a curated record. The coding region runs from base 618 to 1808 and encodes 396 amino acids.